Molecule: messenger RNA, 1290 nt
Organism: Lathyrus sativus (Indian pea)
Lineage: Eukaryota; Viridiplantae; Streptophyta; Magnoliopsida; Fabales; Fabaceae
Source: the annotation of a GenBank genome assembly
AUGAGAGCUGUGACAGAUUCAUCUGACAGUGAUGAUAGUGAUGAUUUCGUUGCAUACAUUGAGGCUGAACUAGAAGAAAGUUCAUCAUCAUCAGAUGACGAAGCUGAAAGCCGAAAUGAGUUAGAGGGUUUCAGCAGAACUAAAAAACGUAAGUUUGAAAGCACCGAUGAAAUUGAGGGGUCUACUUCAGAUGGUACCAUGGAACAGAAAUUAGUGCCAUCUUUAAAGGUUGAUGUAUGUAUACAUCCUGGCUCAUUUGCAGGCAUGUGUAUAUGUUGUGGGCAAACAUUGGAUGGGGAAUCUGGUUUGCUAUUUGGGUACAUACACAAGGAACUAAGACUCUAUGAUGAAGAAAUUUCUAGAUUGCGCAAUAUCGACAUGAAGAAUUUAUUGUGCCGUAAAAAGCUUUAUUUGGUCCUGGACCUAGACCACACGCUGCUAAAUUCUUCUUCCCUUGAUCGUUUGAGCCCAGAAGAAAAGCCUAUAAUAACUCAGAAAAGUUAUCUAGAAGGUGGCCUCUUCAUGAUGGAGCAUAUACAAAAGGUUAUCAAGUUGAGGCCCUUUGUCCACACAUUUCUUAAAGAAGCAAGUGAAAUAUUUGACAUGUGCAUAUACACUAUGGGUGAUCGGCUCUAUGCGUUAGAGAUGGCCAGGCUGCUUGAUCCUCAAAAGGAAUACUUCAAUGCUAAUGUGAUUUGUCGAGAUGAUGGAACUCAAAGACGCAAGAAGGAUCUUCGUAUGGUGUUGGAGAAAGAAAGUGCAAUCCUAAUUCUUGAUGAUACAGAACAAGUAUGGCGAAAGCACAAAGAUAAUCUGAUAUUGAUGCAUAGAUACAUCUUUUUCAAUUCAAGUUGUGAGAACUUCGGCUACAAAUACAAAUCACUUGCUGCAUUGCGGAUAGAUGAAAGUGAAGCAGAUGGAGCGCUUGCCAAACUACUCAAAGUGCUCAGACGUAUACACUGCGCUUUCUUUGAAGAAGAUCUUGUUGACAGAGAUGUGAGGCAGGUUUUGUCAUCACUUCGAAGUGAAAUCUUAAGCGGAUGUGUUAUCGUUUUAAGCCGUGCUUUACGUCGUGAGUUGCCAAAACUCAAGAAGAUAGCAAAGAAGCUAGGAGCUACUUGUUUAAAUAAACUUGAGCCCAAUGUGACACAUGUAGUUUCUAACAAUGUUGGAACUAGGGAGUCCCGGUGGGCACUGAAAGAAAAAAAGUUUUUGGUUCAUUCCGGAUGGAUAGAGGAUGCAAAUUUCUUUUGGAAAAAGCAGCCUGAGGAGAAUUUCUCUGUCGACUAA